This is a messenger RNA of Ruditapes philippinarum (Manila clam), 1352 nucleotides long. RefSeq lists its product as uncharacterized. NCBI's taxonomy places the organism in Eukaryota, Metazoa, Mollusca, Bivalvia, Venerida, Veneridae. Gene Ontology annotation, biological process: copper ion transmembrane transport. Gene Ontology annotation, cellular component: membrane. The transcript is spliced from 5 exons. Gene Ontology annotation, molecular function: copper ion transmembrane transporter activity. Bases 170 to 880 code for a protein of 236 amino acids. The record is from RefSeq and is a predicted model, not a curated record.
ACUUCCUCAGCCAUGCCCGAACUAAUUUAAAUACAUGUAAAUAUAUUAUAAUAAUAUUAAAUAAAAUGCGGAAUUAAGGUGUAUAAUCCGGUAUCGUGCUGAGAAAGAAAAUAAUUUUAUACAGCAGUGAAAAACCUGAAUCAUCGCCGAAAUUAGAAUCAUUGGUAAAAUGGAUAUGAAAGCAGGCGUUGACAGCUUUAAAUAUGAUGAUGUUGCCAUGGAGAGCCACGUACAUCACCAUGUACCAUCACAUCACGAGUUUGACGCUAUUGAUGUGGACCAUAAACACAACAUGAUGGACGGGUCACGUGACAGUUCUAAUGGUCACAAUAUGCAUAAUAUGCAGAUGCACACUAACACGUUUUCCCUGCUGACAGAAACAGAUUUUCUUAUAGAAGAUGUCAGCAUUGCAUGUGUUGGAGGAAUCAUCCUUGCAAUGAUCUUCACUAUAGUGAUAACUGUAUCACACGAUGUUUUAAAGGUUGUUUUGCAUCAAUGGGAGCUUCGGCAGGGAGAUUUAAAAGACAAAACAACUCAAAAGAGAAAAGAAAAGGUGAACCAUUUUGUGAGGGCAAUUGUUCACUUGAUGUCUGUAAUCCUUGCCUACCUGACAAUGUUAUGUGUAAUGACAAUGAACGUGUGGUUAUUUAUAUCAGUUGUAUUUGGUUCGGGAAUCGCCCACUUACUCAUCAGACCUAUACUAAUCUCAAAACUACAUCAAAAUACAGGAGGUAUUAUAAAACAUGAAGUUGUCGUGGAAGGAGAAGAUCUAUUACAUGAAGAUAGUAACGAAGAUAACGGAUAUCCACUAACAGACUGCUGCCAAACCGUGCCCAUAGUAACCGCAGCACUCUUGAACAACGACACGAAAAACGUUUAAGUUUGCAAAGUAUUUCGUUUGUGUGUUUUCUUCUCAAACUGUAUCACGUUUAUUGUUGUCCCUAUGAGAAUGAGCCAGGGACUAUGUUAAUGUUUAUAAAAUAUACAUUUCGUCCCUUUAUCCAUCUACAUCGAGUUAUAUACAAGCAGACAAAAAAUUCUUCUAUUUUAACGUCUUCACAUUAUACGUUUUUAUGUUGGUAUGUUUAUAAUGAUUUCAAGUGUGGUAAUGUAUAGUGCUGCUUGUUUGUAAUAUUAGGCCUGUUACAAUAACAUACCUGUUUAUUUAUAAAACACCUUGAAACAAAUAAUGGACAUUAUUGUUUAUCAUGAUUUACACUGAUUCUUUAAAAAGUUUCGUAGUUUAUAUUUCUGUUAAAAUGUUAUCAAUCCUGGUUUGAAUAACAUCUUUUUAAAAUAGUGUGUUAAAGUUGUCACAAUUUGAUAUCACAGUAUAUUGUGUUUGUAAAGGU